AUGUCGCAAUUCAUGAUGAUGGGUGGUUCUGGGCAAGGACCUCCACAUCAACAACAACAACAACAGGUACCCACAAUGCCGUGGAAAGACCCUCGAGCGUGGACGGUGAGGGAUUAUGAAAAAUUGAGUGAGGUCUUGGAGGAGUGGGCGAGUCGGGAGAAUGGGAAGUUGAAUCUUUUGAAUAAUAAUCAGAAUAGUAAUUAUUCGGGGGGAAGAGGUGGUGCUGGUGGGGGGUUUCCGAAUUGGCCGGGGAUGCAGGGGCCGCAGCAAGGUGGUGGUGGUGGUGGAGGGGGGUGUUGGGAUGGAGGAGGAGGAGGAGGAGGAGGAGAAUAUGGUGGACGACAUAGUGGUAGUGGUAGUGGUAGCAGUGGACGCAGAAGUCGAAGAUACGUCCCCUGGGAACAAUUCGAAGAUCUCAAAUCCAAUUUCCACCACAUGGCCGAACAGUACCAACGCCACAUCUCCGAACAAGACACAUUCCUCUUCGGCUCCGACACGGAUCGGAGAAAAGAACAAUAUCGCCAGAAUAUGUUGAAUCAGCUCAAAGAGAUGAUGCCGCAACUCGUGCAAAUGAUGAUGAUGACGAAUACUGGACAGCCAACAACUACAAUAAAUGGUAUGUCGAUGCCGCUGCCGGGAAUGUCGAUGCAAAUGCCGUUGGCGGGAGGAGGACAGGGGAAUCCGUCUAUGAUGCAGAUGAAUUCUAUGCAGCAAGCCGCUGCUGCUGCUGCUGCUAUGAAUAAUAAUAGUAAUAAUACUGGUAUGGCAGGCAUGAUGAUGAAUAAUCCCAUGGCCGCUGCAGCUGCUGCUGCAAUGCAAGGUAUGAAUGGUGGAGGGGGUAGUAUACCUCAACAGAUGAAUCCCAUGAUGAUGAUGAAUGGAGUAGGAGGAGGAGGAGGCAUGUCCAUGCCCAUGAUGAAUACUGGUGGUGGUGGUGGUAUGAUGGAUCAACCCCCACCACCAACAAUGAACAACAACAACAUGGGAAGACGUGCACGACGACGGAAUGGCUUUGCGCUCGAUGAUGGAUUCGAUGAAGAUUAUGAAGAUUUUCGGCCGAGGAGAGGUGGGUUUAAGAGACAAGGGAGAAAUGGUGGUGUUGGUGGUAUUGGGGGUGGAGCAGGGAAUUGGAGAGAUGAUGAUGAUAUGCUCGGCGGAUUUGCUGGCGGUAUGCAUGAUCCUAGAGGACCUACAGGAGGAGGAGGAGGAGGAGGAGGACCUUCUCGAUAUCCGCGAUUCCGUCCAGGCGGUGGUGGUGGUGGUGGCUUAGAUGACAGCAGCGGUGGCAGAGGAGGCAUGGUCUUCGAAGAUCCCUAUCGCUUUCGCCCUACCAUGUCUUCUUCUUCUGGCUAUGGCCCCGGUGCUUCUGCUGCUGCUACUGGACAUGCUACCACUCAUCCGUCAGAUUUUCUUCCGACGAGUUAUGGCCCUGGCGCUACUGGUACUACUACUACUACUCCUCACCAGGCACACAUCUCGCCUCCGCUCCGACGACCCAAUUACGAUGCCAACGACUUUGCCGCGUCAGCUGAGCCCCGCCAGCAGAAUAUGAUGUAUUCUGUCCCUCAAAGAGGCGGAGGAGGCGUCGACGUCGGUAGCUAUGAAACUACGCAGGAGCCGAGCCUGUAUCGCAGCAGCAAUGGCGGUAAUGGGAUGUACCACGCCAUGAAUGAAAGUGGCCCAUUCACUUCCGCAGCCACAGGGGCAGCAGCAGCAGGGGCAGCAGGGGCAGCAGGGCCAUCAUCAAAUUUGAAAUCUGCCAUGAAGCGCAAUGUGGGCUUCGAAGACGCGACCACGGGGGGUCCAUCGAUGGAGACGGAGCAUCUUUCGCGUCCGCGAGGGGAGGAGACUGCGAGGGGCGAGACGAGCGCUGGAGCUCUGCCGGAUAAACGUGAUGGGUUGGGGACGUUGUAG
This is a messenger RNA of Sphaerulina musiva SO2202, 1914 nucleotides long. RefSeq lists its product as uncharacterized. Bases 1 to 1914 code for a protein of 637 amino acids. The record is from RefSeq and is a predicted model, not a curated record. The transcript has 3 exons. NCBI's taxonomy places the organism in Eukaryota, Fungi, Ascomycota, Dothideomycetes, Mycosphaerellales, Mycosphaerellaceae.